Messenger RNA from Bipolaris sorokiniana ND90Pr, 963 nucleotides. RefSeq lists its product as uncharacterized. The record is from RefSeq and is a predicted model, not a curated record. The coding region runs from base 169 to 654 and encodes 161 amino acids. NCBI's taxonomy places the organism in Eukaryota, Fungi, Ascomycota, Dothideomycetes, Pleosporales, Pleosporaceae. The transcript is spliced from 3 exons.
CUGUGCUUUCCUUCUUCCCUCUCUCUCGCUCUCACUCUGAACCUCUCUCUCUCUUUCCAUGAUUGUGCGGAUACUUCGGGCGUCUUUUUGCUAACAAUUGCUACUGUCCCUUUUGAUCGGGUGUUGCGGCUAUACUCUAUCUCGUCUUACUGCUGCCAUCCCCCAAACAUGUCUUCGUCAUCCAAUGCUAUUGCUAUCCCCCGGCGCAAGGGCAAGCACCCUGCUGCGUCCCGGCACUCGAUCGACUCAUCCUCGUCCUCGAGUGCUUCCACGCCCAGCACGCCCAGCUACGCUUCUCAUUCUCGCAACUACCAGUUUACCCCGACUGAGAACCGCUUCUCCUAUGGCUCCUACGGCAGCUCCGCUUCGUCGUCGCCGUCCAACAGCCCGCAGUCGGCGAGCAGCAUGAGGCGAAGAGAGAGUCUGAUGAGUGCGACAUUCUCCAAGGCAGAGCAUACGGUGAUUAAUGUUGGUGAGGAGGAAUGUCCUCGUCUGAUUACCUGUGUGAAGGCUAGCCAGGGAUUUGAUUGGAAUCAGGAAAUCUUCCUUCCGUCCUACGCCGAUUACCACUUUGAUGACCUCGAGUGUCGCCAGGAUCCUGUCCAGGACAUUAUACUCACGGACGAGGAGGUCAAGAACAUGUUUCCGUCAUAAGCAUGCUCUCAGCUCUCAGCUGCACGGUAACUCGCAAGGCUGUGACAACGACACAUACUGAGGUCUGGAGUUGAAUAGUGAUGACGAUAAUCGGGUGGACUUGGUACAUAUAUGUUCUGGCAUUAUUUUGUUUGACAAUGCGUUAUUGGGAUUACGUUGACAUGGGACUGGAAUGGCGUUUGGCACUGUUGUAGGCGCUGGGGGGGUGCAUACUACAUGAGGGAUUGGGUCACGGUGUUACAGGAUGCUUCACUCGUUGUCAAUGAGACAUUUUUUAACUUAAAGAAUAUAAAUAAAAAUUUAUAAAUC